AUGACGGAAUCCCGAGCUACAACGACUGCACGCCCUGAUCCAGGAUUCAAGGGACGUCUUCGGGUUCCUCGAGAGGCAACGAAGUCGUCACAUCAAUCUCCGUCAUCGCCAUUCUCUCCUUUUCAAUCGAUCCCACCAUACUUUCGCAAAUGGAAGGAAACUUCCCUGCAACAUACCUGGCUCGGUCCCCUGUGUCUCUGCCUGGCAAUCGUAUCCCUCUACCGCCUCAACCCUACGCCCAGUAAUCCCCUGCACGCGUGUCUCUUUCUCUCCUACGAGGUUUCAAGCCCCAUGACGGAACAAUCAAAGUCUUUUCACGCCUGGGACAGCCGGAUCCAAUAUGCAAAAGGCUCCGCGGACGUCCUUUUCGUGUCCUUCUACACCCUCGUCUUCACCUUUACCCGGGAACUCCUGAUCUCAUCUCUCCUCCCUCUUCUAGCCAAACGUGCCGGAAUAAUCUCGCCUAGCAAGCAGGCCCGAUUCAGCGAACAGUUCUACACAGCCUUAUACACGUCCGUCUCGACUCUAGCCGGCAUAUACCUUCUCACCGACACGGGGAUUCUGACCCUCCCGUCCUCGCCUACUCUCCAUUACGUACCGUCCACCAUCAUGAAAAUGCACCUGAACACCGGGAUCAUGUAUCAGGACUAUCCGCACCUCACGCACUCACUCCUCUUCAAAGCGUACUACCUCCUCCAGGCGAGCUUCUGGGCCCAGCAGAUGCUCGUGCUGGUCUUGGGGCUGGAGGUUCCUCGACGGGAUUUCAGGGAAUUGGUGAUGCAUCAUUUCGUUACGGUGGGGUUGAUCGCGUUGAGUUGGCGGUUCCAUUUUACGUAUCUUGGCCUGUUGGUUUUUGUGACGCAUGAUGGGAGUGAUUUUUUUCUUGCUACCUCCAAACUCCUCAACUACCUCAACAAUGCCCUCCAAGUCCCCUACUUCAUCCUCUUCACGCUCGUCUGGAUCCAAACCCGCCACGUAAUCAAUCUACGCGCGCUGUACUCCCUCCUCACGGAAUUCCAGACCUCCGGACCAUGGGGUCUCAAUUGGGGGCGACAGGAAUAUAAAUGUCGGAUUAGUCAGGUUAUUACCAUCAUCAUCAUCAUCAUCAUCAUCAUCAUCAUCAUCAUCAUCAUCAUCAUCAUCAUCAUCAUCAUCAUCAUCACCAUCAUCACCAUCAUCACCAUCAUCAUCAUCACCAACCCUAUCCAUAAACUAAAACUCCCCAACAUGCAAAGCUCAUAUCUCCAAAAAGCAAUUCCAUUCCGACCCGGUUUCCCAACCUCCCAUAUCAUCAUGGACACGCGUCAGAGUAUACAGCAGGAAAGACAUGGCCAUGCGAUGCGAUCUUCAGGGGAGACUGGGAACCUUAAAAGAACGCGGGAUGGAAGUCUGACGGUCUCUUCUGACCUCUGGGCUCCUGUGAUUCUUUUUCAACUCCAGGAGAGACUUGGUGCCAAUGAACGAGUGGAUGGCCAGGAAGUGAAUGCAGUAUCGUUUGACGAGGAGGCGAAAGAGAAAGAGAAAGGGAAAGAGUAG
This is a messenger RNA of Aspergillus affinis, 1536 nucleotides long. RefSeq names its product longevity assurance proteins LAG1/LAC1. Lineage: Eukaryota; Fungi; Ascomycota; Eurotiomycetes; Eurotiales; Aspergillaceae. Gene Ontology annotation, cellular component: membrane. The transcript is spliced from 4 exons. Gene Ontology annotation, molecular function: sphingosine N-acyltransferase activity. Gene Ontology annotation, biological process: ceramide biosynthetic process. The record is from RefSeq and is a predicted model, not a curated record. Bases 1 to 1536 code for a protein of 511 amino acids.